This is a messenger RNA of Paramecium tetraurelia, 2913 nucleotides long. RefSeq lists its product as uncharacterized. NCBI's taxonomy places the organism in Eukaryota, Ciliophora, Oligohymenophorea, Peniculida, Parameciidae. The record is from RefSeq and is a predicted model, not a curated record. The transcript is spliced from 5 exons.
AUGUCUAAAGCUUGCAAACAGAUUGCAUAAUUGCUGCCUUUUCAAUCGAUGUGGCAUCUAUUGCUUAAAUAGGAGAAUCUCUUUUUUUAUAUGUUGAUGCUCUAAUCGAUGUUUGGUUAAAAUAUUAAAAUGCUCUUGGAGUUAAUAAUUGAAAGGUUUGCACCUAUCACGUAGUUUUAAAUUUAGUUCUUAAAUGCUUGUACAUUGGUGUUUUCUCAAGACACUUACCUCUUGUCAGAUGUGAUCAAAAGCCAACUUCCAAAUAUCUAUAAAGAGUGUAUAACCUAACUACAAUUCUUUAUCAAACAAAUCCCUAAAAAUGAUUCCAAAGAAGGUUAGUCAGUUGCAGAAUAAAUUGCUUAGGCUUACAAAACUAUCUUAGGAAAUAUCCACGAUUAGAAGGUUACCAUCGAACUCUAUACAAGUCUCCAGCAGAUCGUGCAAAAAUGGCCUUUAAUACAUGAAAUCAAUCCCUUAGUUUUCCAUGAAGUUGAAGAAAUAAUUGCAAUGAGAACUCCAAGAAAUGUGGAGAUCUAAUUCUACGAAGAACCAACUGAAUGUGACAGUCCUACCAAAUCGAACUCAAUUCGAAAGGAAAAUCAGAUCGUAGUGGAAUUAUAGAGGUGGCUCAGUAAAAUGAAUUAUCCUAUUCCCGUAAUCUCCAAAAGAAUUGCCAGCAGUGUAAUAAACUCAUAGAACAUGUUCAAAUUGAAAGAGAAUAUUGAGAUAAUGCUCUCAUUUAUCUAUUGUCCAUUGAAAUAUGACCCUGCUAAUUGUUGGAUGAAGGUUGAAUUCGAUCACAAAAUCAGUUUAAAAGACAUACCCAAUCUUAAGGAUUGCUAUUCCUUACAAUCCCCUGCUCACAUUUAUCACAUCAGAUCAAUUAGAUCAUUACAGAGUUUAACUGACGAAGAGAACCAUUAAAUUAUCGCAAAGGUCAAUCCAGCUUAUUUAAAAAUUGCUUUUUCAUAUUUGGCGGAAUGCAUAAAUGAGGAUCACUUAAAAAAUUGUAACUUCAAUCAUUUAACUUAAUUAAUGAUAUUUUAUUUAGAAAAAGAAUAAGACAUUUCAAUUUACUUCUGUUUACAUUAUAAUAUCCCUUAUGCUUUUUUUUACUACAUCAAUUAUGAGCAAUCCUCUACAUUUCUCAUUAAUCUCUUCUUAUAAAUUAAUUCUUUGGGCCAUUUUGUUACAGAACAUCAAUAAAAAUUGUAUGAUCAAGUGUGGUCCUAUUUUAAGGCAGCUAAACUGUUUGAAGAUAUUGUUAAUUUACUAUUGAACCCAAAAAGUAAAUAGGAUUUGUUAUUUAAAUGCUCAUAAAACUUUAGGAAUAACAAUAUGCUUGAAGCCUUCACUCUACAUCCAGAUUUCCAUUUGAAAGAAAAAGUCUAUUAGUAAAACGAAAAUAAUUUUAAUUUUACUGUUGAAGAAAAGAUACACUUAAAAUGGGACAUAGAUUAACUUAAGCCAUUUGUCCAAAAGAAGACCAUCAAAUAAUUAUCUUUUUUCAACAAAGUUUCAAAUAAGAUUUUACCCCCAGCCAAUGAAAAACCAGCAUCUAUGAUGGAUGUUAUCAGAGUGGCUAUCUAGAAUGCAGAAAUCAUCAACGAACCUCAUAAAAAGAGAUAAUCAAGAGCCACUAGAGAAAAGUUAAUAGUGUUAAGGAGUGCUUCAGUAAUGUUCGACUUAGAUGAAUAAGAUUCAGUGAAGGAUCCAUUUGUUCCUUAUAACUACAACCCUAAUCCUUUAGAAUUAAGAGUUGAAACCAAGGAGAGCAAUACAAAGUAUGAUUAAAAAUCAGUUUCAUUUAUUAAGGAUAGUCAUAAAAAUAUACAGAAAAAGCAUUCAAGAAAUAUGUCAUUUUAAUUGUAUCCUUUGUCACUGAAAGAUGUCACACUUGGCAAAUGGGAUCACGAAUAAAAAUAAGAUCAAUAUCAAAUAGAGAAUUUAAUGAAGGAUGAACCCUUUUGUUAUAACCUACUUUAGUUUUUAUCAACAAUAAUUUAGUAAUUGAUCUUAGGAGAUCAUAAGUUAUUUUCCAAGACUCAUAGUAUGGGUAGCAGACAAUAAUUGUUGGGAACCAUCUUGCUGGAUGAAAAUUGUAAAGUCUUUGACAAUCUAAUGAAGAUAUACUUGUUUAAGAUUAAACUAACUCCAUAUGUAAAAGAAAAUAGUUCGGUCAUUUGUGGAUAACUAGUCAAUCUUAUUAUUAAGAAGAAGCCUGAAUAUAUGAACUUCUAAGAUAAUGGCUAAACCUAUAUCGAUUAUCUGUGUAAAGUGAUCAUCAACUCUUUAUCAUGGAAAACCUCCUCAACCUAAGUUAUUGAAUUGGACAUCAGUAAAACCUUGCUUUGUGAAACACUUUAUCUAUUAAUUGAAUAUGGGAUGAGCAGAGGACAAACACAAUUACUGAAUAGGAUAACUGCUACCACUUGGAGUUGUCUAAUAGAAAUCUGCAAAUAGUGCUUCCCCAUUCGACCCAAUCAAACCUUUUAAGGGAUAUUUACCAAACUUUUGAAAUUAAAUUUGGAAUUUGGAUCAGAAUUCAACAUCCAUACGAUAUUUAUGAAAUUAAAUUUAUUGAGUGUGGUUAAAUAAUUGGCAGAACUGACACAAUCAAAUUAGGUGUAAAAUAAGAAAUUUAAUUAUUUAAAUGAAUUUAUAAAGUCAAUUUGCAAUUUGAUAUGCAAAUUUAUUAAUAAACAAUCAUCAAAGGAAUGUUUUAGAAUUAUUUAAAGUCUUGAUUCAUGGAAUUACCUUAAAUAGCAAUAUAAAAUUAUAACUCAUAACCAUGCCAAUAGUUUUUAUAGUGUGGAUUCGAGAUAAAUUAAUAAUUCAACUCCAGCAACAAGUUAGAGCUUUACAAAAAUCAGAAUUCGAAAAUCUAACCAUUCCCAACUAUCAAAAGAAUGA